AGCCAAACAAACAGCCCCUAGGUUUCUAUCAGCCGCCGCGUCCUCCUCCAGAUCUGACUCCAUCUCGGCUCCUCUCUCUCUCCCCUAACUCCAAGCAGAUGGGCUCGUCUCUCCUCUUUCUCUCUCUCCUCUCUCCUCUCUCCUCCUUCAGAUCUGUGACUCCAAGCGGAUUCUAGAGCUCGGGUUUUCACUGUUCUCCCUCGAAGCUGGUUCCUCACUCCUCCCUCAAAAGCUCGUCGUCCCUCGAAUCUCGUCGUCGAAUCCUCCGUCGAAGCUCCGUCGAAUCUCUCACACCCCCUUUCUUCCGAAACUCCAGGCAGACGCAUUUCUUCUUUCUUUCCAAAAUUCCACCCGAACUCCAGAUCUAAUCUUAACCAAACCUUCCAUUUCCCAAGAUCAAGAGAAUAUCCAAUUCCGAAGAUCUCCAAGAAUUCCACCGUUAAACCUUGAGGAAUUCUGCUCUCAUGUCGGACAGCGAAGAGGACGAGCUCCUCCAGAUGGCGCUCAAGGAACAAGCCAACCGCGAUGUCAGUUAUCAGAGACCUUCGUCGAAAUCGUUGAAGCUAGUAGUCAAUCUCGUCUAGGCUCCCGUCGCGGUCAACUGCAGGAGCCAACACAGGAACCCUAACCCUAGAAUGAGCUCCGCCUCUUCGUCCAAUUCGAAUAAGAGAGGAGGUGGAGGAGGAGGAGGAGGAGGAGGUGAUGAUGAUGAUGAUGAUUCUGAGGUGGAGAUGCUGAGCAUAUCGUCGGGAGACGAGGAGGAUUCGUCGAGAGAGAUCGGGAUCCAGCCACAGAAGAAUCGGGUGAGGAGGCCGUCGAGGGAUGAUGGUGAUCGAGGAGGAGAUGAUGGAGGGGAGCCUAGGACUUGGAAGCGGGUCGAUGAGGCUGAGCUUGCUCGAAGGGUUCGUGAGAUGCGUGAGACAAGGGCUACACCUGCCACUCAAACUAUUGACCCAAGAGCAGCAUUAGCUCGAAAGGGCCUCACCAACUUGCAAUCCUUACCUCGGGGGGUGGAGGUUUUAGAUCCACUGGGGCUAGGGGUAAUAGAUAACAAAUCAUUAAGGUUGAUUAUAGAUUCUUCAGUAAGCUCUCCAGUUUCUAGAGAAAAAGAUACUUUAGACCCCAAUGAACGAGAAAAGGUAAUCUACACCUCACCAGAUUUUGAUCCCAAAGUUUUUCUUUCGCGGGUUCACCAAGAGACAAGUGCUGCUGAUUUAGAAGCUGGUGCUCUUACUUUGAAAACUGAUCUUAAAGGGAGGACAAAGGAAAAGAAAAAGUUAGUUAAAGAGAACUUUGACUGUUUUGUUUCAUGCAAGACUACAAUUGAUGAUAUCGAAUCAAAACUGAGACAAAUCGAGGAAGAUCCCGAAGGUGCAGGUACUGCUCAUUUGCAUGCUGCUACAGAGAAAAUCAGUGGAACAGCAAAUCGUGCAUUUCAGCCUCUUUUUGAGAGACAGGUGCAAGCUGAGAAGAUCAGAUCAGUUCAAGGAAUGCUUCAGAGAUUCCGUACAUUGUUUAAUCUGCCUAGUACAAUUCGUGGAAGCAUCACCAAGGGAGAAUAUGAUUUAGCUGUUAGGGAAUAUAGAAAAGCCAAGUCAAUUGUCCUUCCUUCACAUGUGGGGAUACUAAAACGUGUUUUAGAAGAGGUGGAAAAAGUGAUGAAUGAGUUUAGGAGUAUGCUUUAUAAGUCGAUGGAAGAUCCACAGCUUGACCUAGCUGAACUUGAGAACACUGUUAGGUUGUUGUUAGAGUUGGAACCUGAUUCUGAUCCAGUGUGGCAUUAUCUUCAUAUCCAGAACCGUAGGGUUCGAGGUUUGCUUGAGAAGUGCACUGUGGAGCACGAAGCCCGUAUGGAAGUUCUACACAGUGAGAUGCAGGAGAGACUGCAGUCUGAUGCGAGAUGGAGGCAGCUUCUAACAAGUCUGUAAUUUGAUGUUGAUUCCUCAAUCCGGGACUCUGGCGAUUUUGAGACAGAUUUCAUGGGAGAAGAAGUAGAUGCUUUGAGAGGAAGGUAUAUUCGACAAUUAACUGCUGUGCUUAUCCAACAUGUUCCAGCAUUUUGGAGAUUAGCUCUUUCAGUUUUCAGUGGAAAGUUUGCAAAGGUCACUGCUGCAAAUGUUCCUCUUGAUUCUGAGGCAAAUUCCAAACCUAGCCUGUCUAAGGGUGAGGACAAGGCUGGUGACAUGAAGUACUCAAGUCAUUCUCUAGAAGAAGUUGCUGAAAUGGUUCAUGGUACUAUAUCUGCAUAUGAGGUCAAGGUUCAUAGCACGUUUCGAGAUUUUGAAGAAUCAAAUAUUCUUUGUCCAUACAUGAGUGAUGCUAUAAAGGAAAUAGCUAAAGCAUGUUUGGCUCUUGAGGGAAAAGAAUCUGCGCCGCCCAUUGCAGUUAAAUCUUUGCGUUCCCUUCAUUUUGAAAUUACAAAGAUCCAUAUACUAAGGUUAUGCACGUGGAUGCGGGCAACAACUCAGGAGAUAUCCAAAGAGGAAGUUUGGAUUCCUUUAUCGACUUUGGAGAGGAACAAAUCUCCAUAUGCAAUUUCUUACUUGCCCCUGGCAUUUCGAGCAAUGACAGUGUCUGCGAUGAAUCAGAUUGAUGCUAUGAUUCAGAAUCUUAGAAGCGAGGCUACAAGAUUUGUGGACAUGUCAGACCACCUUAAUGAAAUACAAGAAGCUGCUAGAAUUGCAAUUCUGAACUGUUUCCUGGAUUUCGCAGGUUCUCUUGAACGGAUUGGUGGUGAACUCUCAGAAAAUAGAUCGAAUAUUGAAAGUCAUUUACAAAAUGGCUAUAUGAAUGGAUUCGAAAGUGAAUUGCCUGGUGUGCAUUCUGGUGGUGCUGUAGGUGAUUCCCAUAAAAAGCUUCUAAUCGUCCUGAGUAACAUUGGGUAUUGCAAAGAUGAACUUUGCCAUAGUCUAUACAACAAGUACAAACACAUAUGGCUUAGGGAAAAAGAGGAACAGUAUGCUGAUAUACGAGAUCUUGUAACAUCAUUUUCAGCUCUUGAGGAGAAAGUCCUGGAAAGUUACACAUAUGCAAAGUCAAACUUGACCAGAGUUGCUGCAUCAAACUAUCUCUUCGAUUCUGGUGUUCAGUGGGGAGGUGCACCUGCAGUGAAGGGUAUUCGAGAUGCUACUCUUGAAUUACUACAUUGUCUUGUGGCUGUGCAUGCUGAGGUGUUUUCUGGUGCCAGGCCAUUGUUGGAGAAGACGCUUGGUAUAUUAGUGGAGGGUCUGAUCGACACAUUUCUCAGCCUUUACCAAGAACACAAAGCUAAAGAUCUCAAAUUGUUGGACGCAAAUGGUUUCUGUCAACUUAUGCUAGAGCUUGAAUAUUUUGAAACUGUUUUGCACACAUAUUUCUCCCCCGAAGCUCAUGAAGCUCUGAAGUCUUUACAAGGAUUAUUGUUAGAGAAAGCUUGUGAGAGUUCUAGUGAGCCUAUUGAGAAUCCAGGACACCAUCGCCGAUCAACACGCGGUAGUGAAGAUGCAAUGGCAGAUGAUAAACCACAAGGAUCAACUGUAUCUCCAGAUGAUCUACUUGCGCUGGCACAUCAAUGUAGCACAGAACUGCUUGAAGGGGAACUUGAGAGGACUCGACUUAAUGUUGUAUGCUUCAUGGAGACAUCUCUUCAGCCGAGCGCAGCUGUCAAGCCUUCUUUCUCUUCAUUUCAAGCACCAGUUUCUUCCCCAAGUUACAGAAAACAGCAAACAGUGGGUUCUCCAGGGUUCUCCAGGCGACGAAGAUGAGAAUUUCUUAAGCAUCCCCUGGAAUUUCCCCCCAUUGUGAUGUAUAUCUGUGAUCUUCUUUUUCUUUUUCUCUUUCCUUUUUUUCUGUUUUUUGUUUGCCAAUUCUUUGGUUGAUUGUAAAAGCUGAUAGGUGGUGGAGAUUUGGGGAUUAGGUGUGUAUUUAUUUUGUUCUUACACUGUAAAGCGCCAAGUACCUGUGCUUCUGUGAUGUAAAACCUCAAUAUUCAUCUGUAAUGGUAAUGCAUUUUGUGUAUGUUUCUGUAGCCCUAUGUAACAAAGAACGAGAGAUAAAAGAGUGUUUGACGAGCUUAAUAUUACAUUUUAUCUUGUUUA
Asparagus officinalis (garden asparagus) is the source of this 4076-nucleotide messenger RNA. RefSeq names its product exocyst complex component SEC5A-like. The transcript is spliced from 21 exons. Lineage: Eukaryota; Viridiplantae; Streptophyta; Magnoliopsida; Asparagales; Asparagaceae. Gene Ontology annotation, cellular component: exocyst. Gene Ontology annotation, biological process: Golgi to plasma membrane transport; exocytosis. The record is from RefSeq and is a predicted model, not a curated record.